GCCGACGCAGGACAUAAAAGCUGCGGGCGCGGACUCCCGCGCCGACUUUGGGUUGCACUAGGGCGACUCCGGGUAACCGAGCUUCACAGUCCAGCGAAGGCAGCGCCUCUUCCCACGAAAGGACCCGGUGUUCAGUACUCCAGCCAAAGGCUCCGCUGAGCAGUCACCAUGCCCAACUUCUCUGGCAACUGGAAGAUCAUCCGCUCGGAAAACUUCGAAGAUUUGCUUAAAGAGCUGGGAGUGAAUGUGAUGCUGCGGAAGAUUGCCGUGGCGGCUGCCUCCAAGCCUGCUGUGGAGAUCAAGCAGGACGGGGACACCUUCUACAUCAAAACCUCCACUACCGUGCGCACCACUGAAAUCAACUUCAAGAUUGGAGAGGAAUUUGAAGAGCAGACAGUGGAUGGCAGGCCCUGCAAGAGCCUGGUGAAGUGGGAGCGUGAGAACAAGAUGGUCUGCGAGCAGAGACUUUUGAAGGGAGAGGGUCCCAAGACCUCCUGGACUCGGGAGCUGACCAAUGAUGGCGAGCUGAUCCUGACCAUGACAGCCGAUGAUGUGGUGUGCACUAGGGUCUACGUGCGAGAAUGAACGGCUACAGACUGGAGAGCUGCUGGGGCCCACUGCCAGCUUGCAUACCUGUUCCCCUGCCCUUUGGGCCAUGUUCCUGCCCCUCCCCGCUUCCUUCUAGACUAGCUGUCCCAUCACCCUGGUUGCUUCCUGGGGAGGCUGGGCUGCCUCUUGAAGGGACUCAGCUUUCUGGGUCCUAUAUCCCCUUUCUACUCCUACCUAUUCCAGAAUGUGUUCCCCACCCCCUACCCCUACAGCCCCCAUCCCAGCCCCAGCCCUGACAGAUGUAAGGGACCCAAUGGGAAAGGCUGUCCCUCUGGCUUCACUCUCUGUGGCCUGUAUGGUGUAGAAUAUUUAUUGGUUUAUUUUAUUAAAAUGUUUUUAAAAAUUAA
This is a messenger RNA of Erinaceus europaeus (western European hedgehog), 956 nucleotides long. RefSeq names its product cellular retinoic acid binding protein 2 (gene CRABP2). Gene Ontology annotation, molecular function: fatty acid binding. The coding region runs from base 169 to 585 and encodes 138 amino acids. The record is from RefSeq and is a predicted model, not a curated record. NCBI's taxonomy places the organism in Eukaryota, Metazoa, Chordata, Mammalia, Eulipotyphla, Erinaceidae. The transcript is spliced from 4 exons. Gene Ontology annotation, cellular component: cytosol; nucleus. Gene Ontology annotation, biological process: fatty acid transport.